AUGGAUGUCAGGGAGGAAAAGCAUUUUAACCCUAAACUUCAGACUAGCAAUUUCAGGACAGCCUUGAAGGGCCUUGAAAAACUGAUUGAACGUACAGCGGCACAGAAAAGAGAUGAAAGAGCAGGCUUGUUUGUCCAAAAAGAUGCCAUUGAUUAUGACAAGUUUUAUGCAGCCACACAGGAACUCUUUGGUCCAGAAGUGAAGAAUCAAGAUGUGAAAUGCUUUUACAGAAAACUCUGCAACAACCCUCAUGCAUCUAUGGACUGGUGUGAGAUCUUUGGGUACUUCUCCGAAGAAGAUUCUCUUGCUUCCCAGGUGGAUGAAGACAAUUUGGUUUUCCUCGUUUCUAGGAAACAGCGAAUUAUCAUUUCAGGUAGCAGAAGACGAGAUGUGAUUAAGGGCAUUGUCAAGAUUCCUCAUCUAGAUUUAUUAAUAGCAGCUUCUCAGAAAGGAUUAAUAACAGUCUUUAAUAGCCAGAUGAGAGUUCUAAUCAGCGCCAAUGUUACAGACACCUCCUGGAUUACUGGAUGCGAUUACCUCCCACAGCUGAAACGGAUUGUUGCUGCUACAGAAAGGACCAUUAUUGUCUGGGAUUAUAAAGCUCAGGGGAGCGGCAAGGAAAACUAUUGCAUCAUCAAGCCUAUGGAUCACUGCCUCCUCUGCGUGUGUGUAGUGUCUCCGUCUGACCAGAUCUGCCGAGAUGACAUCCUCUUGGGGGAUGAUGGUGGUUUCGUGAACAAAUUCACAUUAAAUAGUGAUGAUUUUGGACUAAAGCAGGCAAAAUCCAGAAAGAAAUUACAAAAUCAGGUCCUAGACUCAAAGAAUUUUAAAAGCGUUAAAAGGAAGUUACACAAUGACUGGGUUAUGAAAAUCAAAUACAUUUCAUCUCUAAAUUGCUUUGGAUCCUGUUCCUUAGACAGUGUUCAUUCAUUAGUUUUGGAAUCCUUGAAGAGACUGGAGGACUCUCUGCCUGUCAGAGAGUUUGCCAUGCCAAGAGGAGCAAACACUUUUUGUUACUGCACAAAAGCAAAUAUGAUUGUCACUGGAGGGAAUGAUAAAGUGCUCCGGUUAUGGCAUCCCAACAUCAGCACCAAGCCUGUGGGGAAACUUGUGGGGCACAUGUUCACUAUCACUGAGAUUGUAACAAAUGAGAAAGAUCAACACGUCAUCAGCCUUUCCUCUGCAAAGGUUUUUAGGGUGUGGGAUAUACAGACUCUUUCACUAUUACAAGUCUUCCACGACAGCCAGGGAGGGCCAGGAGACAUGCAGAUUUAUUCUAUGAUAUAUGAUUCCAACCACGGCAUGCUUGUCACAGGGUCCAGUGUCAUGGACAUGUAUCCUUUGACUAGGAUGGUACAAGAUACAAAACAGGUUCCUCACACUCACGAACGAGAAAUCAAUGUCAUGCUUUACAACAAAUAUUUUCACCAAGUACUUACUAUCUGCUCUGAGUCCAUAAUUAAGGUAUGGGAACUCGAAACUGGCCUCCAAAUAUACGAGAUUUUAGAUCCUCAUGGCUUCAACGUUGAACUGACUUCUGCAGCUGUUGAUGAAAGUGGACUUAUUUUUGCCACAGGAGCAUAUAAUGGGACAGUUAAAAUCUGGGACUUUGGCAGCGGGCAGGAGCUGAAGGUGUUGCCAGCAGGGAAAGACUGGAAGGAGGAUGAGCACUGGGUGCAGAGCCUGUUUUUCCUGAAAGCUCAGGGAAAACACGAGAACUUGCUCCUCGCCUUGGAGCGCAAAGGCAAGAUCAAGAUGAUCCAGGGUAAGGAAGACAGUGUUUGUCUGGUGGUGAUAUGGGAGCUGCCUGAUGCCGUGCCUGUCCUCCAUGCGGGGAAUCGCGUUGUGCAUCUGAAGACAUCUCCUAGAGAUAGGAGCAUGGACAGUCCUUUCCCAGACGUUGAGUUGAUAGCUGACAAAAAUUUUUCUCAACAUAUUAAGAAUCCUGACAUCCAUAUGGAAGUAAACUGCAUUGAUUUAUUACAAGUAGAAGGAUAUAAUUUGAUAGCUACUGGAACCUCAAAUGGUGUGAUCAUCUUAUGGAAUUUUGUAACGUCUACUGUCAAAGAAAUGUAUCGACCUGAAGAUCUUGUCGCUGUGGAUGCUGACUUGGAUCCCAAACGCUUUAGAAUUAAUGACAUAUUGUUUCUCUUUCGGACCCCUGAAUGUGCAAGGAGAUCAAGUCAGGAUUCUGUAUGCUUUUCAUCCCUAUGUGACUCUAGUAAGGGUCCACAAAGUAGCAAGGAAAGCAAACAGAGUGUACAUGACAGUGAGGUUAAAGGUGAGCAAACAGAUGUCCCAGUGCGAGAGCAACAGCCAGUGGACAAAAAACAUCCUGGAGACAGCAGUUUAACAGAUGCUCAGCCACCUAUCCUCGUCACUGCUCAUGAGGAUGGCCACCUCCGUUUAUGGACAAUAGAGGGAAAACUACUGAAAGAUAUGCUCCCUUUCACAAAACAUUCUGCCAUUUCUCUGACGUCGCUGUGCACUGAUUCAUGUACCAGAAUACUACUGACCGGAAAUGUGGAAGGACAUGUUACCCUUUGCAGUAUUAGUUCCUUCCUGGAUCCACCUCAUGAUGAAAAGAAAUUCAAGCAGCUGCUUGCCUGGCGUGCCCAUUCUUUAGAAAUUAUUCAAGUUAUCUAUGUAGAAGACAGACAAGUGGUGCUUACUGCCUCCACCGAUGGCUCAGUGAGACUCUGGCAUGCCCUCAAUGGUCAUUAUUGUGGAUAUUUUGGACAAAGAAGAAUCUUUGAAAUAUCAGAGACGAGUGACUUAAUUUUGCCUUGUGAUGUUAAUGAAUAUCCCAUAGAAAUAAAAGAAGAAAGCAAGUUUACAGAAAAGCAGCAAAAAUAUGAAUAUCCUUUGGUAUUUGACCAGCAAAGAUGGAAAAAAAUGAGCUCUGUAUCUUUGGUUUUCAAACGUACACCUCCAAAGGCCUUUGAAGUGGAACAUGAUUUUAAGUUUUUCAAGUCUCUUUCUUCUCCUAAGAUUCGAAGACAUGCCAUAGAAGGUUUCAUGACUGCAAACAGAGAACCAGGAAUUGUUUUUGGUUCUCUGCCUAUAUACAGGAUACCAAGCCCCAAUAGUCUCAGAUUCCUUCCACUCAUUGGUUCAGAAGUACACAGGGACUCUUUAGAUGGAAUUUUAGGAAAGAAGAGGGUAAGUCAUGGUCAACACGAAAAGGCACAGCAGAGAAGAAGUCUGAAAAGAAACUUCAUCCCACAAAUAAAUCUGACUUCGUCCUUCUUUCCAACCAUCCCCAAGUGA
Manis javanica (Malayan pangolin) is the source of this 3270-nucleotide messenger RNA. The record is from RefSeq and is a predicted model, not a curated record. Lineage: Eukaryota; Metazoa; Chordata; Mammalia; Pholidota; Manidae.